Trichechus manatus latirostris (Florida manatee) is the source of this 204-nucleotide messenger RNA. RefSeq names its product beta-defensin 106A-like. Gene Ontology annotation, cellular component: extracellular region. Lineage: Eukaryota; Metazoa; Chordata; Mammalia; Sirenia; Trichechidae. The record is from RefSeq and is a predicted model, not a curated record. Gene Ontology annotation, biological process: innate immune response. Bases 1 to 204 code for a protein of 67 amino acids. The transcript has 2 exons.
AUGUGGACCUUCCUGUUUCUUUUUGCUGUUUUCUUCUUUCUGGCCCCAGCCAGAAAUGAAUUCUUUAAUGAAAAAUGCUACAACUUACAAGGGAAAUGUCAAUCUUCUUGUGCUAAAAAUGAAGAACUUGUUGCUCUCUGCUGGAAGAAUCUGAAAUGCUGUGUGAAAAUCAAACCAUGUAAGAAGAUUAGAGAGCAAGACUGA